Molecule: messenger RNA, 1047 nt
Organism: Symbiodinium sp. CCMP2456
Lineage: Eukaryota; Dinophyceae; Suessiales; Symbiodiniaceae
Source: the annotation of a GenBank genome assembly
AUGCCCAGCGACCGCGAGAAUGGUUUGUCGUCCCCGCUGUUGCGGACCAAACCUUCACCUGAAGAGGAGCCCACAAGCCGGCAACGCAAUCCUUACAUGGAUUGGUGGCUGCGCAAAUGGCGGCUGAUCUUGUACACGGUGUGCUUGUUGGUAGCUUCUGUUGGGAAUACAGUCUUCUUCAAAAGAAUGACGUCGGCCAUGCCCAAUUAUGGGUGGUAUUUGACGCAGCUUUCCACGCUUAUCUACGUGCCGUUUUUUGCAACACUGGCCGGCACUGGGAUUACCCAGCAGGUGGAUUUCGAACUGGUGCGAAAAUUCGCGCUGAUGGGUGUUUUCGAUGGCCUCAGUGGCACCUUCAUGGUUCUCGGAGGUGUGCAUACUUCGGGCACGUUGCAGGUCCUCUUGGGCCAGGCAGUCAUCCCAGUGACAAUGAUGCUGUCGGUGAUGCUGCUACGUAAACAGUACCACAUGCUGCAGUACUUGGGCGCAACCACAAUCGUCAUGGGCAUCGUUCUGGACAAGGUGGUGUCGACUAACGUCCCAGCGGACUCGAUGGACCAGAACAAGCCGGUCUUCAAUUUCAUCUUCUGCCUCGCCUUGCUCCCACAGGCGCUUUCGACCGUCUUCAAGGAGAUUGCCUUCCGCGGCUUUGACGGCGACUUGGACGUGAAUGUGCUCCAGUUCUGGGUGGCGGUGUUCCAGGUGGUGGUGAAUUUCUGCGGCAUGCCUAUCUACACCCUCAAAGUUCUUGGCCCUCAGCAAGUGCCCCUGGAGGAGAUGAGCAGCAUUGCUGUUGGUGGCUCGCGCUGCCUCUUCUUUGCAGAGGACCAGGUGAUCACCAACUGCGGCUUGCCGGAUGCAGCCCGGCUUGUCACUGCAAAACCCACUCCCGGACUGAGAUUUUGGUCGGAGGGAGCGGGAUCGUUAUCAGAGGAAGUGCUCAUAGUGCUGUGCCUUCUUCUGUCAGUAUUUUUCCUUUCCGGUCUGCCCAACACUCAUCAUGCUGGAGUGCUUUGUGUCCGUUCCGUUUCUAGCAAGGGUGUUUGA